AUGAUUGAUGAUGAUAACUCAGACGAAGAUUUGGACGAGGACGAUGUGGAAUUUUUCAAAGCUGCUGCUUCGCUUCAGUUUGGUGCUUCGAACAAAAAGAAAGUUCCCAUCGCGCCUGGAUUUUACGUCGUGUCUACUCCGAUAGGGAAUCUCGAGGACAUAACUAUUCGCGCUUUGAAAAUCCUAAACGAAGCGACGUUGAUUUUGUGCGAAGACACGAGGAAGACGCGACAGUUGUUGACGCUGUUGGGCGUUCAAUCGUCGUCGUCAUCGAAAGGAAAACAAAAGAAGUUGCUCGCGUAUCACUCGCACAAUUUUUACGAGCAGAGAGAAACGUUGAGAGAUCGAAUCGUGAGGAACGAAGACGAGGAGGUGAUUGCGUUGGUUUCCGACGCCGGUGCGCCGGUGGUGUCCGAUCCAGGGCAGGAUUUAGUGGAUUUAGUUUUAGAAGCGAAUGGGGGCGGCGGCGGCGGAGAGAGGAAGAGCGUCGUCGUGCCGAUUCCAGGCGCGAGCGCGGUGACGACCGCAGUCAUCGGGAGCGGGUUCAAAUGCGACGACGGGUAUAGAUUUUGUGGGUUUCUUCCCGCGAAGAAAAACGAGCGAGUGAAAGUUUUAGAGAGUUUAACGUCCGAGACGAGUUUGUUGGUGUUCUUCGUGUCUCCGCACAAGUUGGUAAAAACGUUGGAAGACGUCGCGGCGGUGUACUCCAAAUCGCCUCCUCGGCGCGUGUGUGUCGCUCGAGAACUCACCAAGCGACACGAAGAGUUCUUUCGGGGCACGUGCGAAGAGUGUUUGGAAGAAUUCUCCAAAGAAGGCCGAGCGAGAGGCGAGAUUACGUUGCUCGUCGAAAGCUCCGACUUGUCCGCGUCGACGAAGAAGACUUUGGCGACAAAGGUCGCGCCCAAAAAUAUAAACGAUGACGACGACACAAACGACGACGACGACGACGAAAGCGACAAAAACACCGCAAAAGUACUCCUCGAAAAAACAUUGCGUCACUUACUCCUCGAACGCGCGGAAAACCAAAGGCUCUCCGUCUCCGAAGCCGCGCGGAAAGUGAGCCAAGAUUUGGGCGUAAAACGAAGAGUCGCGUACUCGCUCGCGCAAAAGAUUAAAGACUCUUCGAGCGGUAAUACUAAUAAUACUAAUAAUUAA
Molecule: messenger RNA, 1155 nt
Organism: Bathycoccus prasinos
Lineage: Eukaryota; Viridiplantae; Chlorophyta; Mamiellophyceae; Mamiellales; Bathycoccaceae
Product: tetrapyrrole methylase family protein
Exons: 1
Coding region: 1-1155 (384 amino acids)
Molecular function (GO): methyltransferase activity
Source: RefSeq, a predicted model, not a curated record